UACUGUUUCAUUUGCAAUAAUUUUAUUCCUGAGGCGCGUGUAAUUUCGCCAGGUGCUUGCAUAAACCGGAACCUUUUGUUAAUUUGAUCUGACUCGAUCGAAUAUAACUGUUUUUAUACAGCUGAUAAAAUAGUUCCAUUGGAAAGGAAGUACUAUCGUAAUAGCUCCGAGCGGAAACAUGAGUCGUAUCGUCAGUACUGGUUCGGUGAUUGGCGCGAGUGGACGCAACAUGGCUAGUAACUUCCAGAAGGUUACACAUUGUAUCUUCGACAUGGAUGGACUUCUGUUAGACACAGAGAGGCUGUACACCGAGAUGACGCAGAGCAUUUGCGAUCCGUAUGGAAAAUCCUACACCUGGGAGAUCAAACAGUCGGUGAUGGGAUUACAGCGGGAUGAGGCUGCUGUCGCGAUCGUAAAGGCGCUUGAUUUGCCCAUUACUCCAGAAGAAUACAUCACGAUCUCCACCGAGAAAAUCAACCAGCUGAUGGGAAACUGCAUUAUGAUGCCAGGUAUGCUAACCAUUGACCAGACCCGGCUAAUGGAGUUCUUUCUCUUUCUUUCUUCCCCAACAGAUACAGAGAAGCUUUACGAGAAAAUUUUGGGCGAUUUGAUCAAAUCGUACAGCAAGCCAUAUCCGUGGGCCACCCGAAUGAAGGUCAUGGGCACAACCGAGCAGAAAACCUGUUCAAUCAUUGUGAACGAUCUGAAACUGUCCUGUACAGUGAAUGAGUUUUUGAAAAAGUUUCGCGAGAAACAACUUACGGAUCUUCGUGGCGCUCCUCUGCUGAGAGGUGCUGAACGUCUAGUCAAACAUUUACACAAACACAACAUUCCCAUUGCGCUGGCGACCAGUUCUGGAGAAGACUCGGUUGAGGUGAAGACUCAAAACCACCGGGAAUUGUUCGAUCUGUUCGGUCACAAAGUUAUGGGAUCAUCCGAUGCCGAUGUAAAGGAGGGUAAACCUGCUCCGGAUAUAUUUUUAGUGGCUGCAUCACGUUUUCCAGAUGCACCUAAACCAGAGCAGUGCCUUGUAUUUGAGGAUGCUCCCAACGGUGUGACGGCGGGAAUCUCCGCGGGUAUGCAGGUGGUAAUGGUGCCCGACCCCCACAUAAACGAGGAUCAGCGGAAGCACGCGACCCUCGUUUUGGAGUCAUUGGAGGAAUUCAAACCGGAACUUUUUGGACUUCCUGCUUUGAGCUAGAGCAACGACUCGAACGCAGCGUUAGUAAGAUUACAAUAGAUUAUGACUGUCUUUCGAUAGGAUCGAAUUUAUCUUCUUUAGUUGUUUUACGGAUAUGAGCCGGAGUCUAAGGUGGAAUAGAGUUAAUUUAUUUUAGAGCGCGAA
Molecule: messenger RNA, 1345 nt
Organism: Toxorhynchites rutilus septentrionalis
Lineage: Eukaryota; Metazoa; Arthropoda; Insecta; Diptera; Culicidae
Product: probable pseudouridine-5'-phosphatase
Exons: 5
Coding region: 179-1201 (340 amino acids)
Molecular function (GO): phosphatase activity
Source: RefSeq, a predicted model, not a curated record